Molecule: messenger RNA, 1035 nt
Organism: Cimex lectularius (bed bug)
Lineage: Eukaryota; Metazoa; Arthropoda; Insecta; Hemiptera; Cimicidae
Product: thrombin-like enzyme elegaxobin-1
Exons: 4
Coding region: 36-1007 (323 amino acids)
Biological process (GO): proteolysis
Molecular function (GO): serine-type endopeptidase activity
Source: RefSeq, a predicted model, not a curated record
GAUUAUAAUUAAAUUACACAAGUUGUUUUAUCAAUAUGUUUACUUAUUUCACAUAUGUUGUGUUUUGCCGUUCAAUGCAACUUUUAUUAUUACAAAUUAUUUUCUUUUUUGCUUCUAACUCUGUAGGUUCAGCUAAUAAUGGAAACAAUAAUAUCCGUCCAAGAAUUUCAGGUGGUGAAAAAGCCAAUAUUAAGGAAUAUCCAUAUGUAGUGUUAAUCACUUAUCCCUUGGGCUUAUGUACUGGUGCUAUAAUCGACCCUUCUUGGAUUUUGACUGCAGGACAUUGUAUUUUUAAGUACAACAUUUGUAAUGUAACCGCUGGAAUGGAUGAUGAAACCACUCCCUCUGAGCAUGUUCAAGUAAGGAAAUCAGAGAAAUCAUUUACCCAUGAAAAAUACGACCAUUCACGUGGUCGCUAUACAAGUCUAAACGAUAUAGGACUUAUUAAGGUUGAUGAACCUUUUAACAUCACUGAUUAUGUUGCCGUAGUGGGAGUGUCUGGUAAACCAUGGCCUCUAGAUGGAACAAUGUACCAAAGAUAUUGCAAAGCAGCAGGUUGGGGCAGUUUGCAGAUCGGUCAACCACCUAGUUUAGCCUUGAUGAGGUUAAAUGCCACUGCUAGGCAUGGUGACAAAGCCUGCAAAUGCUUACCAACUUACAUCGAAAAAAGGGUGGUGUGUCUUAGAAGAGGAAAAGGAGGAAUUUGCCCGGGUGACUCAGGUGGUUCUUUGGUCUGUGACAAAGAAGUAGUAGGUGUUGCACAUGUAAUGGUUUCAACUACUUCCUGUAACUUCUUAAAAAUAAGAGAAGCUCCAUUACUAUGCAAUACAUCUACUUCUGUUUAUAUGUUCACAUGCCCUUACUUAAACUGGCUACGAAAAUUCGUACCGAAUAUACCUGAACGACCAGCCAGCUGUAGAGGAGUGACUCUUUCAGGUCAUAUGGUCACUGUUAUAUUCUUGAACAUCCUUCUUUUUUUGAAAAUAACCUUAUUGAAAUACCUAUAAAAACAACAAAAUGACAUUUUUACUUUUA